Phytophthora sojae is the source of this 2630-nucleotide messenger RNA. RefSeq lists its product as hypothetical. The transcript is spliced from 6 exons. Lineage: Eukaryota; Oomycota; Peronosporomycetes; Peronosporales; Peronosporaceae. Gene Ontology annotation, cellular component: retromer complex; retromer, cargo-selective complex; late endosome. Gene Ontology annotation, biological process: intracellular protein transport; retrograde transport, endosome to Golgi. Bases 1 to 2547 code for a protein of 848 amino acids. The record is from RefSeq and is a predicted model, not a curated record.
AUGGCGCGCGGGGGCUUCGUGCUGGACGAGCAGGGCGAGGAGGACCUGCUGCGCGAGGCGCUGCAGACCGUGCGCGACCAGGGCUUCCGCAUGCAGCGCGCCGCGGACGCGGGGGACCAGCCGGCGGUGCUCAAGCACGCGGCCGAGGUGCUGCGCGAGCUGCGCACGAGUCUGCUGUCCCCCAAGAACUACUACCAGCUCUACAUGCAGGUGCUGGACGAGCUGCGGCACUUCGAGAGCUACGUGGAGGAGCAGCAGCAGGCCGGCGCCUCCAUGCGCGUGCUGUACGAGCGCGUCCAGAGCAGCGGCAACGUCCUGCCGAGACUGUACUUGUUGGUGACGGUGGGCUCUGUGUACAUCAAGUCGAAGGAGGCGCCAGCUCGAGACGUGCUGACGGACCUCGUGGAGAUGACGAAAGGCGUGCAGUACCCACUGCGCGGGCUGUUCUUGAGGCACUACUUGUCGCUCAGCGUCCGCGAUAAACUACCAGACACAGGCUCUAUCUACGAGCAAUCGGGCGGCGGCACUGUCAGCGACGCCAUCGACUUCUUGCUGCAGAAUUUACGCGAGACGAACCAGCUCUGGAUCCGACUGCAGCACCAGAAAAUUGGGGGCUCGAGGCCGCUGGCGGUGCGGGAGAAGGAAAGGAUGGAGCUGCGGCUGCUUGUGGGCACAAGUCUAGUGCGGCUCAGUCAGAUGGAAGGAGUCACGCGCAGCGUCUACACGGAGCAGGUUCUGCCUCGACUAGUGGACGAUAUCGUGUUGGCCUGCAAGGAUUCCAUGGCGCAGCAGUAUCUGAUGGACUGCAUCAUUCAGGUCUUCCCGGACGAGUUCCAUCUGCAGAAUCUUGAGAGGCUGCUGGACGCCGUGGAAAAGCUUCAGGCGGGUGUCGACGUCGCGUUGGUUCUGACGGCACUUCUUGAACGACUCACGAAAUUUCGGGAAGCACAGGGAAGUGUCACCAAUACAGGGCAACGGGUGGAAGUGAUGAACACAACUACCACGUUACUGCUGCGCUCGUCUCGACAUGUCCCUGGAAGCGGAGAGGCACCCAGUCAAGGUGAUGGUGGAGACGUGCACUUGGGGUCAGUAUUGCCAUUUUUCGUGACGUUUGCGACCUUUACGCUCGCCUGGAUGGGAAGCAGCAAGACAGAAAACCCUGAUGCGACUGCGGCACUGCAGCAAAUAGUCUCCGGGUGUUUGGCGUUCUUACGUGAGCGAACAGCUUGGCGUGUUGACAAAGAUAAGCAAGUUCGACAGCUCGUGGUUUCUCAGCUCGAGUCGCUCGCGCUCACGCUCCUGCGAGCGCUCUCUAUUCAGGACCUAAUGCAAGUGCCAGCACUACGUGAAUUGCUUGCGCUGGUGCCAUGGCAAGGCGCUUGGAAGGAUGUUGCUCUGGCCUGGAUCCGCGUGCUGCUUGCGAGGCACGAGCGUGUUCGCAAUGAGAAGCAAAUGGACUUUUUGCUGCAGGUGCUGGCGCCACUUGUGCGGGACGACCCCAACGAGUUGCCAUCACCAUCUCCAGCGACUGCAGUUGAAGCUGGAAAGAACAAGAGCGCUGAGGUUUUUGAAGCUGAGCAGCAGACGCUGGCCAAAGUCGUGCACCUUGUGUCCAAUGACGAUCUGGACGUAAAGUUUCGCGUAUUCUCGGUGGCACGUCGAGCAUUCCUACAAAGUGGCGUGUUUCGUAUUCGCUUUACGCUUGUGCCGUUAAUCUACCAGUCGCUGGCGCUCGCUAGAGCCCUCGCAGCUCACUCCCAGGAGAAGACGCAAACCGAAGGCCAGGAGACCAAGGCAGACACAAUGACAAGUGAAUCCAGCGGAAGCUCCAACACAUUUGUUACCACACCUCGCGAAGUUCUUCAGUUCGUGCAUGAAAUGGUGACGGCGCUGGCCUCCAAGCAGGACGCGCUGUCCGUAUCGUGCGUCCACUUGUUUCUGCAGUGCGCCCUGGUGGCGGAUGGAUGCGUCUUUGAGGCAGUCGCAUACGAAUUUAUCACACAGGCCUUCAUCGUGUACGAAGACCAAAUCACUCUUGCACGCGAGCAGUGGCGCGCUCUCGAGCUUAUGGUGGCGUCAUUGCGUGCCACCCGGAAUCUUUCGACACCAAACUAUGAGGUGCUCGCCACCAAGACCACGCAGUACGCAGCUCGCCUGCUCAAGAAGAAUGAACAGGCGUUGAUGGUGUUGAACUGUGCGCAUCUCUUUUGGCACCCAUCUCAACAGGAUGGCAAACGUGUCCGGGAGUGCCUUCAGCGAUCGCUUCGUAUUGCGGAUGCGAUUAAGGACACCGCGUCUAACCAGGUGCCGCUCUUCCUGGAUAUAUUAGAAGCGUACUUGUACUUUUAUGAAAUGCAGACCCCCGAGGUGACGCGCAACUACCUGGUGGGGCUGCUGGCUCUAGUCAAGGACCACUUGGACAAUAUGGAGCACGGGCAAAUGCGCCGAGAGGGAGAGUUCCGUUAUCGCGCCAUCGUGCGCUACAUGGAUGUAUUGGACAUCGCGGAUGAUACCGUCUCCACCUCGUCGUCAUCUUCGUCGCGGUAGUGUCCGCCCUGCUCUGCGUACUGUCACUAACGGUGAUCUAAUACUGAAGUUAUGCGUUGAGUGCGCAGAUUGUUUUCUUCUAU